Molecule: messenger RNA, 971 nt
Organism: Bombus pascuorum
Lineage: Eukaryota; Metazoa; Arthropoda; Insecta; Hymenoptera; Apidae
Exons: 3
Coding region: 275-757 (160 amino acids)
Source: RefSeq, a predicted model, not a curated record
UGGAACCUAAAAAUAGAGGAAAGAACAUAUAUUGUUAAAACAAUUAAAUACUGAAUGUGAAUUUAACCACAAGGUACUUAAUAUAAUGAUUCAUUUGUUUUUUCUUUGACAGAAAGGAUUCAUCAGAAAAUUUGUUGUAAACAAGAAGUACUAAAGAUUUUCAUUUUAUUUAAUUUACUAAAAACUUUUUUUCACUGAAAGAAUGAUAUUCCAAACUUAUGAUUCCAAUAUUUAAAAACUGACUCUUGUUUAUAUAAAUGUGUCUUAAUACAUCAUGUUUGGUAAAUUUGUUACAAAAUUAAUACAAUCAUUGCCAACAUGGGAAGUAACUAAAUAUUAUGGGAGAGUGUGUAUAUAUCAAUUAAAAUGUUUAAAAUAUAGAGUUCAAACAAGUGAAGCAUGGUUUAAUUUUAAAUGCAAAUUUAUGCCAGGUAGCUUGCGUAAAGAAAUAGAAUGUGAAGAUUAUGUUGAACCCAAAGUUAGCAGUAAGUCUAAACGACAGAAAGAACAACCAAAAGUGUCAUCUGAGACAGAAUCGCAAGAUAAAGUUCAAUAUAAUGCAAAGGAUCAUAAAAGCUUACCAACUUCACUCAAGAAAUUAAAAGAUAAUUACAUUAUUGAUGAAUUAAUAGAUUCAAAAAAGCAGAAAAAGCAAGGAAAGAAGGGAUAUCAAGAAAAUAACAAAUAUCCUAUACAUGAAGAUUAUGUGACAAAGAAAGAAAGAAAAGUACAAUUUAAUUAUAAUCUUUACUAUUAAUGAAUUCUUCUUCUUUUAAUGAAAAAUUUUAAUUGCAGGUAAAACGUGCUCAAUGAUUUUCAUGGUAGAUUAGAAGAAUUCUUAGUUUGGAACCUCUGCGACAUUCUCUCAAAAUUACAAAAAAGUUUCAGAAACGUUUAUCUUUUAUUAAUUGUAUUUGUAUAAAAUAUUAAAUAACGUUUAAUAUUUGAAAAUAAUGAAGGUACUGACCAUA